AUGUCAACAAACGAUAUCAACAACAGGGAAGUGUCAACGCUUCGUUGUUACAGAUUUUCCAAUGGAUUAACCGACAUUUGAUAAUGAAUUAAUGUUACAGUCAGUCGUGUACAUUCUGAAAGGUACUAUGAGUGAGUUCUGUUGAUUCUACGUUAGUUUAGCAUUUGACGAAGACUUCCAACAUGAGGUCCGAUUCUCCUCUCUCCAACGUCAACGUAGUGCUUGUUAUGGCCUACGGAAGUCUGGUGUUUGUGCUGCUGUUCAUCUUUGUGAAGAGGCAGAUAAUGCGCUUCGCCAUGAAGUCUCGUAGAGGACCACAUGUACCCUUGGGCCACAACGCUCCAAAGGAGCUGAGACAGGAGAUAGACUCUGGUCUGUCCAAGGUUCAGGAGAUCCGUUUUGAGCCGCUCCUGCUGUCAGAACAGGACGACAGACUACAGAGUGGCGGUUGCUAUGACUACCUGUACAGAAUGAGGGCACUAGAUGCCAUAAGAGACUCUGAUAUUCCGUUCAGUGAGUUGGGAGGGACUCCCACAGCUGUGACAGGGAGGAGAUUCCGCGCCUGGCUUCUAGAUCUGAGGACUUCCCAUUCCCUGUUCUGCAGCAGCCGUAGUUCCCUCAUAGACACACUGCUGGAGGGCUACCACAACGCUCGCCACGGCACCGGGGUGUUUGGAGAAGCAGAGUUUGUCAAAUACAAGGAAGCCCUGAACGAACUGGCCUCUGUUAGUUCUUCUUCUCUCCCCAGUGUGAAGAGCCACUCCAGCUCCACCAGUCUGGACCAGCAUCACCAGUUAGCAGCUAAAGACCUGACCAGUACCCCAGAGCCCACCCUCCCCUCUCCCCCCUCCCAGGUCACAUACCUGCCGUCAGCUGGGCAACGCACCAAACGACCAAAACACUUCCUGGAACUCAAGAACUUUAAAGACAAGUACAACACUUUGGAAAGCACAUUCUGAGAACUACAAUCUCCUAUGGCAUAACACGAGAAACUACAAUUCCCUACAGCAUAUCUUGAUAAACGACAACUUGCUGCCUCUGACAACUGCAACUCCCUGGAAAACAACCUGAAAACUACAACAACUCCUCUGCUACCACUUUAAAUCUGUUUUGUUGCGACUACUGGACUCACUUCCCUUCUCUAUUUCCAAAGUAGAGCCUAGAGCCUAGUGAAAAAAAAAAUCUGUUGUUCUGCCCCUGAACAAGGUGGUUAACCCACUGUUCCUAGGCCGUCAUUGUAAAUAAGAAUUUGUUCUUAACUGACUUGCCUAGUUAAAUAAAACGGAAAUGAAGGUAGUGAUAAGUAGAGCUCCUGGAGGUGACAGAUACUGGUAAAAUAAGAGGUUGGUGAGUUAGUUUAGUGAGAGACUUGUUAGUGCCAGCAGAGAGAGAAGAGACUUGGUAGGGUUGGUACUUGGUACAGUUGGGAAGACUGGAGCACAGCAGUAUAGGAAAGACAGUAACAUUACGCUGCCUUACUAGUCCUGAGGAAAAACACUGCCUACUAUCUAUCAUGCAUCUCACAUAAUAAAUAGUGCACUAGAUUUAAGCUUAUUUGACCUUAAACAUUGUUGUGAACUUUUGCACAGACUUUGCAGGUAGAUCAUCAUGUAGGGCUAUACAAAAGAGACCAGACAAGCUACAUGCAGAAUGCAUUAAUGCAGUGUUUCCCAAACUUGGUCCUGGGGACCCGAAGUGGUGCACGUUUGGGGUUUUGCCUUAGCACUACACAACUGACUCAAAUAAUCAACUAAUCAUCAAGCUUUGAUUAUUUGAAUGAGCUGUGUCGUCCUAGAGCAGAACCUGAGACGUACAUCUCUUGGGGUCCCCAGGACUGAGUUUGGUAAACGCUGCAUUAAUGCACAGUGUCAGAGUAAGACUUGUUUAUAAUGUGUUCAGUGCUAACUACGCUAUUGAUGGACUAACAUUAUAGCAGACCAGCGUUCCUCACAAUGGCCCUGGAGAGCUACAGUACAGGCUGUGCAGGCUUUUGUUCCCGCCUAGCACUAACACACCAAUCAAACUGAUUAGUAGAAUCCGGUUUGUCACUGUUGAGCUGGAACAGUACAGCCUGUAACUCUGCAGGACUAGUACAGAAGAACUAUGGAUUAUUCCAGUAUUACUGCUAGACAUUUCCAGUAUUAUUGUCCUGUUGCCAGCACUUGUUUAGGGCAGAGCCAUGUAUUUCCAUAUAUAUUGCUCUGGUUUAGGACUAGUGUUACAAGGAAAUGAACAUGUUACCACAUCUGAUGGUUGUCUAUUUGCUGCAUAAAAAUGAUUAUACUUUUUAGAUUGUACAAUGUUUUUUGUUUGUUGCUGAAAUCUUUUUUUGUAUUCCAUUUUUAAAGAUAAUUAUUUAGAAUAAAGCAUUCAUGUUAAGUGCC
Messenger RNA from Oncorhynchus masou masou (cherry salmon), 2384 nucleotides. RefSeq names its product protein C1orf43 homolog. Bases 183 to 959 code for a protein of 258 amino acids. The transcript has 7 exons. Gene Ontology annotation, biological process: phagocytosis. NCBI's taxonomy places the organism in Eukaryota, Metazoa, Chordata, Actinopteri, Salmoniformes, Salmonidae. The record is from RefSeq and is a predicted model, not a curated record.